Cordyceps fumosorosea ARSEF 2679 is the source of this 1602-nucleotide messenger RNA. Its product is annotated as Concanavalin A-like lectin/glucanase, subgroup. The coding region runs from base 1 to 1602 and encodes 533 amino acids. Gene Ontology annotation, biological process: fungal-type cell wall organization; carbohydrate metabolic process. The record is from RefSeq and is a predicted model, not a curated record. Gene Ontology annotation, molecular function: hydrolase activity, hydrolyzing O-glycosyl compounds; glycosyltransferase activity. The transcript has 2 exons. Lineage: Eukaryota; Fungi; Ascomycota; Sordariomycetes; Hypocreales; Cordycipitaceae. Gene Ontology annotation, cellular component: fungal-type cell wall.
AUGCGGUUCACCCGCAUCGCCGCGGCCGCCACACUGCUUGGCGCAACUGCCGCCCAGGUCCACACGGACUGCCAACCUCUUAACCGUACCGACUGCCCUCCCGACCCGGCCUUUGGCACGAGCCACUUGUUCAACUUUAAUGCGACACCGUCCUACGACCUAUGGGAAACCACCGUCGGAAGCGUCGACUACAAUGCCGAUACAGGUGCCGGCUUCUCCGUCAAGAAGCAGGGCGACUCGCCCACCAUUCGAUCCAAGUUCUACAUCUUCUGGGGCCGCUAUGAAAUCAGCCUCAAGGUUGCUCCCGGCACCGGCAUCAUCAGCUCCCUCAUGCUGCUGAGCGACGACCUGGACGAGAUCGAUAUUGAAUUCAUGGGCGCCAACGCCACGCAAGUCACCACCAACAUCUUCGCCAAGGGCGAUGAGGACGACCACUCCUUCGGCAAGGAGCAUGUCAUGGCUGGUGGCAACCAGGACGAUUACCACACCUACAUUGUCGACUGGACCAAGGAGAGACUUGAGUGGUCUAUCGACGGCAACGUCAUCCGCACGCUCGCCUACAACGAUGCUAAGAAUGGUGACAAGUAUCCCCAAACACCCAUGCGAAUGAACAUUGGCAUCUGGGCUGGUGGUGAUCCCUCGCUCCCAAAGGGCACCAUUGAAUGGGCCGGCGGCAAGACUGACUAUACCAAGGGCCCAUACACCAUGUUUGUCAAGAGCAUCAAGAUGGAGGACUACACCAAGGGAGCGAAGGAGUACUCCUACGGAGACAAGACCGGCAGCUAUCAAAGCAUACAGAUUAAGGAGGGCAACUCGACCGCCUAUAACAACAUCAACAAGCCUCCCCCCAAAAGCCCGGUAGAUGGCUGGAAGAACCUCUCACCCACCGCCAAGAUUGGCAUCUACUCAGCCAUCGGAGUCGUCUCGGCUCUUGCUCUUGCUACUCUCCUCUACUACUACUUUAGACAGCGUAGACUGGGUGCCGCCGAGGCCCGGCUGGCCGACGAAAAGGACAAAGCCGAGCGUCUUGAACUCGCGCAGUUCCGCAGGGAUGGUGUUGACCCUGACAGCUUCCGAGAGCAUGGCCAUGAAUACGGUGAAAAGGCAGCCAACCUGUCUCCUCCGGGCACAUCAUCUGGCAACCCGUUUAACCACCCCGACGACUCGCGCCCCGGCUCCCGCAACCCGAGCAUGCCUACUCUGGCCUUGUCCGCCGGCGCGGCGGGCGCUGCGGCCGGUGGCGUCAUGGCGGCCGGCCAUGCCCCAAGCCACGCCGCGCCUGGGACGCCAACGUCGCCUCGCGGUGGCUACAACUCGCCCAACGCGCACGCGGGCUUCGACUUCGGUGUCCCGCCCUCGCCCGUGCGCUCGGCAACUGCCGACCCGUACCGCCUCGGCUCGCCGGACCCCCAGCAGGCAUACGGCAUGAACAGGAUGCAGACCCCCAUGGGCCAGCCGGGGCAGGCCGGCUACCACGCCAGGCAGAGCCCCGGUCCAAUGCAAUACGGCCAGCAAAGGACACAAAGCCCCGCCCCCGGCUACAGCGGCGGCAACCAGCCGGCCUACCGUGGCCAGCCUGGCGGAGGCAACCACUGGAACUAG